This is a messenger RNA of Oncorhynchus masou masou (cherry salmon), 6110 nucleotides long. It is a transcript of the gene mynn, whose product is annotated as myoneurin. Gene Ontology annotation, cellular component: nucleus. Gene Ontology annotation, biological process: regulation of transcription by RNA polymerase II. Bases 198 to 2300 code for a protein of 700 amino acids. The transcript has 9 exons. NCBI's taxonomy places the organism in Eukaryota, Metazoa, Chordata, Actinopteri, Salmoniformes, Salmonidae. The record is from RefSeq and is a predicted model, not a curated record. Gene Ontology annotation, molecular function: protein binding; DNA-binding transcription factor activity, RNA polymerase II-specific.
ACUUCAUAUAAACGUUUUAAUGUAUAUUUUCAAACAACGCGAGACUAGAGCAGUGGACUGGAGUCGUGGUCUGACGUCAUCCGAAAAUGGCUACUUCCUAAAAGGAUUUAUAAAAUACGAACACCCGAUACACACUUUCAACCAAACAUUAACAUUAUUAUAAAGGUUUGACCCCAUUGGGGAACUCGGAAGCAGUAAUGUCACAGCUGGCCCACAGCGAGCACCUGUUGGAGCAGCUGCGUUGGCAGCAGGAAAGCAACGUUCUGUGUGACAUUACGGUCGUCGUGGGCGACACGCUGUUCCGAGCGCACCGUAAUGUCCUGGCGGCGUUCAGCGGGUUCUUCUCCGCACUGCCUGACAGAGGUCACCUGGUCACAACCCUUAACCCGGAGUUUGUCAGUGAGCAGGCCCUGAACACCCUGCUGAAAUACAUCUAUUCUGGAGAACUACUCACUGACAGUGAUGGGUCGGAGGCCGUGCUAGGAGCGGCGGUGUUCCUGGGGAUGAGGGAGGCAGAGCGUCACCUGAUAGACAAGUCUGACAGCCAGCGGGAGAUGAGGAUAGAGUCAGCCUCACCUACCACCUCCCCCCAUUGCUUAGCUUCACCCCCCAGCCCAGAGGCGUUCAAGCCCUUGUCCUGCGUUUCUGGAGGGGGCUCGGUAGAGAGGGAGGAGGAAGAAGAGCGGGGAGAUCCAGAGUACACCCCUCCCUCCCCAAGCCCCCCAACAUCCCCCCGAAGAGGAGCAAGGAAAAGAAAGGGAAGAAAGCCAAAGGCCACACCUCGAAACCAAACCUUGCCUAGCAACCCAACAUCACCUAGCCAUGACGACACCCAAGAUGACGCAACAGUCCCCCAGCCUCAGAGGGGCAGGGGGAGAGGAAGGGGGAGGGGAAGGGGGAGAGGAGGAGGAAUGAGGAGGGAUCUGUCGUUGAAGGUGUCAGACCUUCAGAUCGUUGAGGGGAAUGAGACAGACCUCAGCCCUUCAUCAUUGAAACCUGUCAAGAGGCAAAGGAGGAGCAGUGGAGAGAGGAGAGGAAAGAAGAGAGGGAGAGGCAGAGGAAGAGGGAAACUGAAGGAGAGCCGAUCGAGCGAUGGAGAGGGGGAUGAGUGGAAGGCUGGGUUGAAGAACCAACAGGUGAAAGAGAAGCCAGUGUGUGCUGAGUGUAACAAAGAGUUCUCUGAGAUCAGUAGCCUGAGGAGACACAUGAGGAUCCAUAAAGGAGUGAAACCUUUCCAGUGUCUCUUCUGUUCCCGAGCUUUCACACAGGGAAACCAGCUCAAGACUCACCUCCGUAUACACACAGGAGAGAAGCCGUUUGCAUGUUCUCAGUGUGACAAGGGUUUUGCCCAGAAGUGUCAGUUGGUGGCUCACUGUCGAAUGUACCACGGAGAAGAGAAACCUUACACCUGUGAACAAUGUGGGCUGCAGUUCGCUACCUCAUCUAACUACAAGAUACACUGCAGGAAGCACAGUGGAGAGAAGCCGUAUGUGUGUGAACAGUGUGGGAAGGGUUUUGCCCAGGCCAGCACUCUGACCUAUCACAUGAGGAUCCACACAGGAGAGAAACCUUACCAAUGUGACGAUUGUGGGAUGGCCUUCUCUGUCUCCUCCUCUCUCAUCACACACAAACGCAAACACACAGGUGAAGCUCCACACGAGUGUCUGGUGUGUCAGAAGGCCUUCAUUACCAAACGAGAACUCAACAAACACUCCCGCAUCCACAACGGUGGAGACUCAGCUGUUAAGCAGCGUGUGACAUGUGAGCUGUGUGGAAACACCUACGCUGGCCUGAGCAGCCUGAAGAAACACCAAGAGAGACAACACUUAGUUCCAAUGGCGGUUCCAGAAUGGGUUCUCCUCCACAACAUUCCUAUCGACCACCAGGGGCUAAUCUCCCGCGAUGCGCCCAGCCCCAUGCACGAGGAGCCAGGCAACCCUGACCCCGAGGAGCCAGGCAACCCUGACCCCGAGGAGCCAGGCAACCCUGACCCCGAGGAGCCAGGCAACCCUGACCCCGAGGAGCCAGGCAACACUGACCCCGAGGAGCCAGGCAACACUGACCCCGAGGAGCCAGGCAACCCUGACCCCGAGGAGCCAGGCAACCCUGACCUCGAGGAGCCAGACAACCCUGAACCAACGACCCCUAACUUGAGCCCAAACCCUCUCAGUGUUCUAGUAGAACAGUUGCGUACAUCUUCCUCCAACUUCUCUUCCUCACUCUCCCACUGUGAUCCAGCCUACCCUGUCGAAGACAUGGAGCAGAUCAUCAUCAUUAGAACUUUGGACAAUGACCCCUGACCUGACCCCUGACUCAACCACCUCUGACCCCCUCACCCAGAUCCUAACAUAACUCUCUCAGGCUUGGAGUGGAUCCAACCUUUUUGAAUGGAUCAACGGGACCUACAGGAUCCAAUAUGAAUCAGCUGUAGUGUCAGAUAUAGAACUGUGAAUAGUGUGGAUGUUGACAAAUCAUAUAUGUAAUUACAUUUACAUUUUAGUAAUGUAGCAGACGCUCUCAUCCACAGCGACUUACAGUAGUGAGUGCACAACUUUUUGUAAUUCACUCCAUCUUUUAAUGAAAUUAACUCAUUCAGAUCUAAACAUUUUAUUUUAUUGUAUGUUUGAAAUGUUUAUUACUAGAGAUAAUCACUGAGGACCUACCCACAGAACAGCCAGGCUCACCAUCUCCUGGCUUUGCAUUUCUCUACACAUCCUGAAUCGUCCUCUGUUCAAUGUUCCGGUUUUAAUCCCACGUCUCAGUAACAUAGGGUUUAAUGUCUUAUGGAAUCGAGAGGUAGUAUUGAGAUGGAUGGAUAUUUAUGAAAAGUCAAGGUUAUUAAUUCAACAGCUCUAUUCUUUAUUCACACACCUUGAUUUUCCCCCCCAAAAUUGGUGUUACAAAGUGGGAUUAAAAUGGAUUUAAUUGUAAUUUUGUGUCAAUGAUCUACACAACAUACUCUGUAAUGUCAAAUUGGAAAAAACAUUCUAAGAUGAGUAAAAAAAUAUAUAUAUGUCAAAAAUACAACACUUACAGUUGAAGUCGGACGUUUACAUACACUUAGGUUGGAGUCAUUUUUCAACCGCUCCACAAAUUUCUUGUUAACAAACUAUAGUUUUAGCAAGUCGGUUAGGACAUUUGCUUUGUGCAUGACACACGUAAUUUUUCCAACAAUUGUUUACAGACAUUAUAAUUCACUGCAUCACUUAUAAUUUACUGUAUCACAAUUCCAAUGGGUCAGAAGUUUACAUACAAAGUUGACUGUGCUGUUAAACAGCUUGGAAAAUUUCAGAAAAUUAUGUUAUGGUUUUAGAAGCUUCUAAUAGACUAAUUGACAUAAUUUGAGUCAAUUGGAGGUGUACCUGUGGAUGUAUUUCAACGCAUACCUUCAUACUCAGUGCCUCUUUGCUUGACAUCAUGGAAAAAAUCUAAAGAAAUCAGCCAAGACUUCAUAAAACAUUUUGUAGACCUCUACAAGUCUGCUUACCAAACGGCUGAAGGUACCACGUUCAUCUGUACACCGUGGGACCACGCAGCCGUCAUACCGCUCAGGAAGGAGAUGCGUUCUGUCUCCAAGAGAUGAACGUACUUUGGUGCGAAAAGUGCAAAUCAAUUCCAGAACAACAGCAAAGGACAUUGUGAAGAUGCUGGAGGAAACAGGUAUAAAAGUAUAUCCACAGUAAAACGAGUCCUAUAUCGACAUAACCUGAAAGGCCGCUCAGCAAGGAAGAAGCCACUGCACCAAAACUUCCAUAAAAAGACUGGUGCACUUCACAAAAUAGAUGGCAUCAUGAGGGAGGAUAAGUAUGUGGAUAUAUUGAAGCAAUGUCUCAAGACAUCAGUCAGGAAGUUAAAGCUUGGUCGCAAAUGAGUCUUCCAAAUGGACAAUGACCCCAAGUAUACUUCCAAAGUUGUGGCAAAAUGGCUUAAGGACAACAAAGUCAAUGUAUUGGAGUGGCCUAACAAAGCCCUGACCUCAAUCCUAUAGCAAAUUUGUCGGCAGAACAGAAAGAGUGUACGAGCAAGGAGGCCUACAAACCUGACUCAAUUACACCAGCUCUGUCAGGAGGAAUGAGCCAAAAUUCACCCAACUUACUGUGGGAAUCUUGUGGAAGGCUACAAUAAACAUUUGACCCAAGUUAAACUAUUUAAAGGCAAUGCUACCAAAUACUAAUUGAGAGUAUGUAAACAUCUGACCCACUGGGAAUGUGAUGAAAUAAAUAAAUGCUGAAAUAAAUAAUUCUCUAUUAUUCUGGCAUUUCACAUUCUUAAAAAAAGUGGUGAUCCUAACUGACCUAAGACGGGGAAUUGUUACUGAUUAAAUGUCAGGAAUUGUUAAAAAAAACAGAGUUUAAAUGUAUUUGGCUAAGGUGUAUGUAAACUUCCGACUUCAACUAUAUAUAACUUGAUUAGAUAAGUAUUACAACCCCUGAGUCAAUACAUAUUAGAAUCCCCUUUAGCAGUGAUUACAGCUGUGAAUCUUUCUGGGUAAGUCUCUAUGAGCUUUGCACACUUGAAUAGUACAAUAUUUGCAAAUUAUUUUCAAAAUUCUUCAAGCUCUGACAAAUUGGUUGUUGAUCAUUGCUAGCAAUGUCAUAGACUUACAAACCGAUUUAAGUGAAAACUGUAACUAGGCCACUCAGGAACAUUGUCUCGGUAAGCAACUCCAGUGUAAACUCAGCAAAAAAAGAAACAUCCCUUUUUCAGGACCCUGUCUUUCAAAGAUAAUUCGUAAAAAUCCAAAUAACUUCACAGAUCUUAAUUGUAAAGGGUUUCAUAAACACUGUUUCCCAUGCUUGUACAAUGAACCAUAAACAAUUAAUGAACAUUCACUUGUGGAACGGUCAUUAAGACACUAACAGCUUACAGACGGUAGGCAAUUAAGGUCACAGUUAUGAAAACUUAGGACACUAAAGAGGCCUUUCUACUGACUCUGAAAAACACCAAAAGAAAGAUGCCCGGGGUCCCUGCUCAUCUGCGUGAACGUGCCUUCGGCAUGCUGAGGACUGCAAAUGUGGCCAGGGCAAUAAAUUGCAAUGUUCGUACUGUGAGACGCCUAAGACAGCCUACAGGGAGAAAGGACGGACAGCUGUGUAACCACGUGGAACAACACCUGCACAGGAUCGGUACAUUCGAACAUCACACCUGCGGGACAGGUACAGGAUGGCAACAACAACUGCCCGAGUUACACCAGGAAUGCACAAUCCCUCCAUCAGUGCUCAGACUGUCCGCAAUAGGCUGAGAGUAAGGGGGCUUGUAGGCCUGUUGUAAGGCAGGUCCUCACCAGACAUCACCGGCAACAACUUCGCCUAUGGGCACAAACCCACCAUCACUGGACCAGACAGGACUGGUAAAAGUGCUCUUCUCUGACGAGUUGCGGUUUUGUCUCACGAGGGGUGAUGGUCGUUUUCACGUUUAUCGUCGAAGGAAUGAGUGUUACACCGAGGCCUGUACUCUGGAGCGGGUUCGAUUUGGAGGUGGAGAGUCCGUCAUGGUCUGGGGCGGUGUGUCAGAGAAUCAUCUGACUGAGCUUGUUGUCAUUGCAGGCAAUCUCAACGCUGUGCAUUACAGAGAAGACAUCCUCCUCCCUCGUGGUACCCUUCCUGCAGGCUCAUCCUGACAUGACCCUCCAGUAUAACAAUGCCACCAGCCUUACUGCUCGUUCUGUGCGUGAUUUCCUGCAAGACAGGAAUGUCAGUGUUCUGCCAUGGCCAGCUAAGAGCCUGGAUCUCAAUCCCAUUGAGCACGUCUGGGACCUGUUGGAUCAGAGGGUGAGGGCUAGGGCCAUUCCAGCAGGAAAUGUCCAGGAGCUUUCAAGUGCCUUGGUGGAAGAAUGGGGUAACAUCUCACAGCAAGAACUGGCAAAUCUGGUGCAGUCCAUGAGGAGGAGAUGCACUGCAGUACUUAAUACAGCUGGUGGCCACACACCAGAUAUUGACGGUUACUUUUGAUUUUGACCCCCCCCCCUUCGUUCAGGGACACAUUAUUCCAUUUAUGUUAGUCACAUGUCUGGAACUUGUUCAGUUUAUGUCUCAGUUGUUGAAUCUUGUUUAUGUUCAAACAAAUAUUUACACAUUUAGUUUGCUGAAAAUAAACGCAGUUGACGGUGA